CACAUCCCGCGCGGUCGCGCAGCCGCCGCCCGGCCCGCGAGGGCGGAGCCAGAGCCGCAGCCCAGCGAGCGGAGCGGAGCGGACCGGGAGCGCCAUGGGCGGCCCGCGCCCCGGCUGCGCGCUGCUGCUGCUGCUGCUGCUGCUCCGGGCCGGGCAGCCGCGGGGCGCCGAGCUCACCUUCGAGCUGCCGGACAGCGCCAAGCAGUGCUUCCACGAGGACGUGGACCAGGGCGCCAGGUUCUCCCUGGAUUACCAGGUCAUCACCGGAGGCCACUACGAUGUCGACUGCUACGUGGAGGACCCCCAGGGCAACGUCAUCUACAGGGAGACCAAGAAGCAGUACGACAGCUUCACGCACCGGGCCGAGGUCAAGGGCGUUUACCAGUUUUGCUUCAGUAAUGAGUUCUCCACCUUCUCGCACAAGACCGUCUACUUUGACUUCCAGGUGGGCGACGAGCCCCCCAUCCUCCCAGACAUGGGGAACAGGGUCACAGCUCUCACGCAGAUGGAAUCCGCCUGCGUGACCAUCCACGAAGCCCUGAAGACGGUGAUCGACUCCCAGACGCACUACCGGCUCCGGGAGGCGCAGGACCGGGCCCGGGCAGAGGACCUGAACAGCCGGGUCUCCUACUGGUCAGUCGGUGAGACUGUCGUCCUGUUCGUGGCCAGCUUCGGCCAGGUGCUGCUGCUGAAAAGCUUCUUCACGGAAAAGCGGCCCGUGAGCAGGGCCGUGCACUCCUAGCCCGGCGCCCGGCCCCGGGCCCCGCACGCCCCGGGUGGCAGCUCCCCCGGGUCGCAGGCUGUGGGGCCGGGAGCUGCCGGGGGAGUGUCUUGCCUUCCGUGCUGACGCCAGCUCCUUGCGCCCGGCGGCCGGAGCCCCAGAGCCCAGUAAUCUGAAGGCAUCCGCUUGCACCGUGUGUGUGGUGCUGAAACAGUGUUUACAGUCGGCUGGGGACAGGCCACUAGGGGAGGGCGGGCAGAGACCCGGCGGCCUGGCUGGUAGGAGGAAGCCCAAGUGCCCGGGCCGCCGGGGCAGCUCGGGGACCUGCCUCUGCUCCCUGAUGCUUCUGUCACUGGGCUUGUGUGUCCUGGCCCGUGUGCGGAGCAGAGGGGCUCUCGGUUCUAGCCUUUCCUCCCAUGGGGCUCUCUGUACCUGAGGAAGCCAGACCCUAACGUGGCUUUGCAGCUCUGCCCACCCCCGGCGAGUGACGGGGUCAGCGAUGCACGCGGGCCAGGACGGUGACGGGCGCCUUCGCCAGCUGUGCGUUUCCCAGGAGGCGGAGCGUGGCUAAUAAAAACCAAGUGUGAGCA
Molecule: messenger RNA, 1311 nt
Organism: Lemur catta (Ring-tailed lemur)
Lineage: Eukaryota; Metazoa; Chordata; Mammalia; Primates; Lemuridae
Gene: TMED3
Product: transmembrane p24 trafficking protein 3
Biological process (GO): Golgi organization; intracellular protein transport; endoplasmic reticulum to Golgi vesicle-mediated transport
Cellular component (GO): Golgi apparatus; COPI vesicle coat; endoplasmic reticulum
Source: RefSeq, a predicted model, not a curated record